GGUAAAAACGGUACACCCGGAAGUGUCUUAGGCGUGCGGGCGGCGCGCUGCCGGAGGCCUCACCGCUAUGGGCCGCAACAAGAAGAAGAAGCGAGAUGGCAACGACCGGAGGCCGAGGCUCGUUCUCAGCUUCGACGAAGAAAAGCGGCGGGAGUACCUGACCGGCUUCCAUAAGCGGAAGGUAGAGCGGAAGAAGGCAGCCAUUGAGGAGAUCAAGCAUCGGCUCAAGGAGGAGCAGAAGAAACUCCGGGAGGAGCGCCAUCAGGAGUACUUGAAGCUGCUGGCAGAGAGAGAGGAGGCUCUGGAGGAGGCAGACGAACUGGACAAGUUGGUGACAGCAAAGACAGAGUCGGUGCAGUAUGACCAUCCCAACCACACGGUCACCGUGACCACCAUCAGCGACCUGGACCUCUCGGGGGCCCGCCUGCUUGGACUGCCCCCACCCGAGCAAGCGGCCGGGCACGGGUCCGAGGAAGAGGCGUCAUCCACGGAGAAGCUGACCAGAGCCUUACCCAGGAAGUCCAGAGAUCCCCUCCUGUCCCAGCGGAUCUCCGCUCUCACGGCUUCGCUGCAUGCACACAGUCGCAAAAAGGGCAAGAGGAAACAUCCCCGACGGGCCCAAGACUCCACCAAGAAGCCCCCGAGUGCCACCCGUACGAGCAAGACCCAGCGCCGCCGGCUGACGGGCAAAGCCCGGCACAGCGGAGAGUGAGCCCCGAGAACCAGGCCACGCUCCAGCCUGGGCUGUCAGGGGCCGUCCUGUCUCCGCUUGGCGGUCCCAGGAACCCAGCACUGCGGGAGUGACUCUGCGGCCCCGGCUUGGGAGGCAGUUCCUCUGUGGCCCAGAGCUUGGACGCUGGAAGGGGGCAGGCAGCUGAGAGCUGGCUUCCCUCAGGAGGAGACUUCAGAGCCAAGUCGGGGGCAUCUGCCUUAGUGGGAAGGCUUCCCACUGAGCCGUCCUCGGAUUUGUGAAGCUAAGUGCCCCUGUGAUCUGUUUGUCCCUGACCCUGGUGCCACGUGCCCAGGGCAGGCUUCUGAGGGGGUGGAACCUGUCGGGGAAGUGGGUCUGUCCUCACCGUCCAGCAGUCUUCCCCGUGGGGGUGAAAAGGUCGCGUUGGGUCUGGGCCCCCUCACCCGGGCUCCAGGCCCCCUCACCCGGGCUCCAGGCCAGCAUAACCACUGCUAGGGUCCGGAGUCGUCCUGCUGCUCUGCGAAGCGGGCCGCCGAGGCAGGUGGCUGAGCGUUGCCAGCCUCUGCCCGUUACCGGCUGAGGCUGUGGGUCCGUCCCUUCUCCGUGGCCUCCUUGGUCCCCUCAGCUGAAAUCGAAGUGCUGGAAGCAGAUGAGUUCCAGAGCAUUCCCCACCCCCAAACUUGGGCAUCCUCCCCAGGCUUCCAGCAGCUCGCGGAGAGUCACCGAUCAAGGCGUGAUUAACCCCUUUUAAAGAGAAUGUGUCUCGACUCACUCGAAAGCGUGGCGGUUCCCAGGCAGACCCGUCAGGAGGCCCGCGGGUGUUCUGCAAGGCUGCCGGGUUUUCACGCUCCCUCGUCCCUUCCUUGUCUCCGCUUGUGAGUGAGCCGCCUGACCCCCAUCCCCUGACCGAGCAGGGUGGAAUCCUGCCUGCAGCAGGUAGAUAGACGUACGGUGAGGACCGCCGGAGCACCUGUCGAGGAACCCCGUGAGCCGCCACCACCCUCUGCCGCUCGCUGGCUCCUGGGAUUCUGGCCCGGAGCGCAGGACCUGUGACCUGGCUCUUCAGCCCCUUCCACCUGCUCUCUCUGCUGCCUCCCGGUUCUCGGGGGUGGGGUGACUCCCUCCGCCCGGCCGACUCCACCCUGGGCAGAGGGUGGGGCCCGCCGGCAAGCUCUCCAGGUGGUUCUAGCGCUCAACCCAGGGCAGCGAGCGCCAGCCUGGCCCUCACAGGCCUCCGGGAGCAGAACAACACCCCGGGUCCGAGGGAUUCGUGCACACAGCAGGGCUCGGGUUCAGAUCCUGGCUCGGCCGCUUGGCCUCCGUGUGAGCCUCGCCGGGCUGACCUCUCUGGGUCUGUCGCCAUGCGUAAGAUGGCAAGACGCCUACCUCUUAGGGCUGCCCUGGGGCUGAAGGGAGCCACUUCCCAGGUGCACCUGCAGGGUGCCUACGGCUGCCGCUGAGACAUCUGACCCACGUCUCGUCUCCCAUCCCCAGAGACACGGGGUCACUCACCACCCACAUCUACGGUUUGUGCUGUUUGCAAGUAUUAAAUUCUCAGCCACUCUC
Molecule: messenger RNA, 2257 nt
Organism: Lynx canadensis (Canada lynx)
Lineage: Eukaryota; Metazoa; Chordata; Mammalia; Carnivora; Felidae
Gene: NOL12
Product: nucleolar protein 12
Exons: 6
Coding region: 68-712 (214 amino acids)
Cellular component (GO): nucleolus
Molecular function (GO): RNA binding
Source: RefSeq, a predicted model, not a curated record